Molecule: messenger RNA, 10119 nt
Organism: Chrysemys picta bellii (western painted turtle)
Lineage: Eukaryota; Metazoa; Chordata; Testudines; Emydidae
Source: RefSeq, a predicted model, not a curated record
CGGUAAACCCAAGUCAACUGACAGGGGCCAGCCAUGGGUGUUUACUGCAAUGUAGACAUACCCUAAAGGGUCCAAGUUCCCUGCCUUGGAAUAAUAGCAGAGGGAUGGAGACACAGAAUCCAGUGACAGUGAUUGGAAAGAGGCAAUAAAAACGAUAAGAGGAUGCAGCAUGUGUAAGGCUAAGAUUUUGUUACGGUUAGUUUUAGUAAAAGUCAUGGACAAGCAUCGUCAAUAACCAAAAUUCAUGGAAGCUCAUGACCUGUCCCUGACUUUUAUUAAAAAUAAUUAUGACAAAAUGGGGAAGGAAGAGGGUCCAGCACCCACUGCUGCUGAGGCUCCAGGGUCCCCUCACCCACGGUGGCGGAGAGUGUGGAGUCCCCCCUGCUGCUGGUAGCAGCUGGGAGCUGUGGGCUUGGGGCCGCGGGGAUCCCCCGUCACCCAUGGCUGCAGGGGAGUCCCUGUCGGCUGACAGCUCCAGCCCUGCCAUUCUGGGACUAAAGCGAAAAUGUUACAGAGGUCUCUGGGAGUCACGGAUUCCGUGACUUCCAUGACCUCUGUGACCAAAUCGUAGCCUUAAGCAUGUGUAAUACAUUUGUUUAACUCAGUGUUUCUCUCUGGAUGUUGCAUUUCCCCAUGUCUUGCCAUAAAACCACUUCCUUUUAAUUGCUUUCCAGCAGGUGCAGGACGAUCUCCGUGAAAUCAUCGACACAUCUUGUACAGGAUACCACUUGCAGGGAAUUCAGGCUAGGUCUCUGUCUAGGAGCAGAGGAACUGCAAUACUAGAGAACAUCAUUGCUUGAUUUAACCAUAUACCCUGCUGCCAGCAGUCGCCUAUAUCUUAUUUUCUGUUAUAUAUGGAAAGCUUGUGUAAACUGGGAGGGCUCUUUAAUGCUGUCCGAGAACAGAGCCUUCCACAUGGAGCUUCCACCUGCCCCCUCCCCCCUCGGCUUUUGGGGAAGUGGUGGGCAGGGCUGGUGGCAUUUCCAGGAUAUUUAUAUUGUGUUUGAACUGUAUAUUUCCAUUGUAAGGGAUGGCUGCCCACUGUGAUUUUCAUAAAUAUAAUAUGUCUUUAUUGUCCCGUUGAACAAGCUUACAAGAAAAUGUAAAUACGCUGCUCAGGCUCCAACCAACUCAGUCUUUGCAGUGUGGUAUGGAGAGCUGCAUUCCUUGAGGUUCCAGAUUUAGUGUGUUACCUGCUAACGUCUGUGCACCCCUCUUUAAACACUGAAGGCCAGAUUUUCAAAGGUAUUUACGCCUGAAGAUGCAUAAGGUACCUAGUGGGAUUUCAGAAUGGUUAGGUGCCCAGCUCCCAUUGAUUUCAAUGCAAAAUAAGCCUGUUCAGGUGCUUUCAAAAAUCCCACUAGGUGCCUUUCUGCAUCUUUAGGCACCUAAACACCUUUGCAAAUCUUGUCUUGAGCUCUUUAUUGAGCCCUCAAUCCAAUGCCCUGCCUCUGCUGAGAUGUUAGCAGGAGAAUUUAGCUGGGAGUGGCUUUCUGUCCAUCAGUGCUAGCUUAGGGAUUCUGCACCCUGUCAAAAGUGAUUUUAGUUAAUGAUGGCAGAGAAAUAUCCAGGUUUGAUACAUUAGCCACUGUGGCUUUGGAGCUGCACACAAUUAGAGUGCAGUUGUCCAAGGGCACAGAUCAUGUCUAAUCUCAACCAAACACUGGACUUGUUUGAGGAACAGUGCAGUAAGAGAUUCCUUCUGGAAUACAAAAAUAUCAACGUAUAUCUCCCAAUUAGCCAUUGGGAGACAUAAAUGAGCAAUAAAGGAUGGUGACUCGAAUGGGAACAGAGCCCAACAUAGUUUAAGUAAGAGGAGAUGGAGGUUGACUAGAGAUACCUUAAAUGCUGAUGUGUAAGGCAUGGAAAGUUCAGUCACAUGAGGUGUGUAGUCAGCUAAAUGUCCAUUAUUGCUUUCUAGAUUACUAGCACAAGUGUAAAGUCCAGUAGGGCUCAGGUUACUUCUCCAGAUUUGUACCACACCCUCGAUGGCGAAAGAAGAGGAGUGGCUCUGGCCUUACCUAGGUCUUUUAUGUUAACAUCCAUGGCGUGAAGGUCCUCCUAAACUGAAUGAGUUCCUCUGGGAGACUGGCAAGGGUUUGGACUCCAAAGAUGCCCAGUUUUUAUAGUCUUGCAGCUGUUUGUGUCUGCAGUCCAGUGGACGUAAAGACAAGAGAGUUUCUGGCGGCAGUGGGAAGACAGAGCUUCAAGCAGCCACUUGACACAAGGGGAUUCUAGUCCAGGUCACUCACAAAUGGACAGCAGCACCAUCUUUUAACCAGCAGAAUGGAGAAGUCAUCCAGCAAUGAGACCCAGACUCUUACUUCUAAGAAAGAGCUCUUGGACUGUACGGAAGGUGAAGAUUGCCAAGAGAAUGGACUCCUGGUCAAGAACCCUAAAUCCACCCUGCAGCUGGUGGAGGAUGGGAAUAAGGUCCACCCCAGCCAGGGAGAUAAAGGGGAAGCAGGUCAGAUCUCCAAUGGCUACUCAGUGGUUCAGAGCCCAGUUCCUUGCAAUGGAAUAGGAGAUGGGGAAGAUGUCCAGUGCACGGCCCCAGCGGCCACCACUACCACCACCACCACCACUUCCACCACUUGUGGGGUGGAGGCUCAACCACAGCUGCUGGAGCUGGAGGAAAGAGAGACCUGGAGUAAAAAAAUGGACUUUCUUCUCUCUGUCAUUGGCUAUGCAGUGGAUCUGGGCAAUGUAUGGCGAUUUCCCUAUAUAUGCUACCAAAAUGGAGGAGGAGCGUUUCUCAUCCCGUACACCAUCAUGGCCAUCUUUGGAGGCAUCCCCCUCUUUUACAUGGAGCUAGCACUGGGACAGUACCACAGGAAUGGGUGUAUCUCAAUUUGGAGGAAAAUUUGUCCUAUUUUCAAAGGAAUUGGCUUUACUAUCUGCGUAAUAGCUUUCUACAUAGCCUCUUACUACAAUACCAUCAUGGCUUGGGCCCUCUACUACCUCAUUUCAUCCUUCACGUCAGAGCUUCCAUGGACCAGCUGCAAAAAUGCUUGGAACACCGUCAACUGCACCAACUACUUCACCAAUGCCAGCAUUACCUGGACCCCACACUCCAUCUCCCCUGCGGAAGAAUUUUAUACCCGCCACAUUCUACAGGUGCAAAGAUCCAAAGGGCUGGAUGAUCUGGGAGGCAUUAGCUGGCAACUGACACUCUGCUUAUUGUUGAUAUUCACUAUUGUGUACUUCAGCAUCUGGAAAGGGGUCAAAACAUCUGGCAAGGUGGUGUGGGUGACUGCCACGUUCCCUUACAUCAUACUCUUUAUCCUGUUAAUACGAGGGGCCACACUGCCUGGAGCCUGGAGGGGGGUUGUCUUCUACCUGAAGCCUGACUGGCAGAAACUCCUGGCCACUGAGGUCUGGGUGGAUGCUGCAGCUCAGAUUUUCUUCUCUCUUGGUCCAGGUUUUGGGGUCCUACUAGCUUUUGCCAGCUACAACAAAUUCCACAACAACUGCUACCAGGAUGCAUUGGUUACCAGUACAGUGAACUGCAUGACUAGUUUUGUGUCUGGAUUUGUCAUUUUCACUGUGCUUGGAUAUAUGGCUGAAAUGAGGAAUGAAGAGGUGUCGGAGGUUGCUAAAGAUACUGGGCCCAGCCUUCUCUUCAUUACCUACGCAGAGGCCAUUGCAAACAUGCCUGCUUCGACUUUUUUUGCUAUCAUAUUUUUCUUGAUGUUACUCACUCUGGGAUUAGACAGCACGUUUGCAGGGCUGGAGGGGGUGAUCACUGCGGUGCUGGACGAAUUCCCACAUGUUUGGGGAAAGCGCAGGGAAUGGUUUGUCCUUGGUCUGAUCAUCGCUUGCUUCCUGGGGUCAUUAACAACCCUGACAUUCGGUGGUGCAUAUGUAGUGAAGCUGUUUGAAGAAUAUGCUACAGGCCCUGCUGUCCUAACGGUGGUGUUUCUGGAAUCCAUUGCGGUGGCCUGGUUCUAUGGCAUCAACCAGUUUUGCAGGGACAUGAAGGAAAUGCUGGGCUUCACUCCAGGCUGGUACUGGCGACUCUGCUGGGUAGCAAUCAGCCCCAUCUUCCUUUUGUUCAUCAUUUGCAGUUUUAUGUCCAGCCCUCCUGAUCUACGGCUUUUUGAUUAUAACUAUCCCUACUGGACCACUAUAGUGGGUUACUGCAUAGGAACCUCCUCUGUUAUCUGCAUUCCAAUCUACAUGGCUUAUCGGUUGAUAAUCACUCCAGGAACAUUUAAAGAGCGUAUUCUAAAAAGCAUUACCCCGGAGACAGCCACAGAAAUUCCCUUUGGGGACAUCCGCAUGAAUGCAGUUUAGUUAACAUUUUUGGGGGGAGGGGAAAAGGUGUAAAAGUUUAACUUUUCCCAUGCUCCCCAACCCUCCAUAUUCCCCUUUCCAAAGAAUUGAGUUUCCACUGAGCCAAGGAAUGGGUGGGUGUUUUCCAUGGAGGCCCAGACAACGGCAAUGUGCAUCUGAAAAUUGGUACCUCCAGCAUACAGAUCCAAACAUUUCAACAAAAUCUGCUGCAUACUUCAAACCAGACGAGUUCACUACUGAACUGAUUCAUUCUGAAAACAUGAGGAUGUCUGUAUGGGAGAGAAUGCAUAAACCACUAUAGGAUGACUAUCAUCCGUUAGGAUUAGAUUUAGAAUCUCAAAUCUGUGACAGUACUCCUGUAUUUUUCUCAAUGUGAUCAUUUGUACUGGACCAUGUUGUAUUUGCUUCUAAAGAUCUCAUUGCUUAAACUGAGUUGAAAAAUACAGGAAAAUAGUUCUGAUAGCCAUAUAUUGCCUGAGUAAUACAGAAUUUUAUUGCUUAAAAAUAAUAGGACCCUCAUAUCCUUGUUUUGCUGUGGAGUAGGCAGAGAAAGAUAUAGGAAACAACCCUGAAAAGCACUAUGUAUGAAGACUGUGUCCAGUUGCACACACAGUUGGUAGCAUUAUUCCCCUUCCUUCUUUAUACCACUUACUUUUUUGCACUUUAUGGACCAUACCAGUUUUCAUUAGUUAUUUCUUGCAUAACAAGCACUCCACAAAAGAAUGAUUUUUAAAAUUUGGGACUUCACAAAAUGCUCAGCCUCUUCUCUAUUCUCCUCUGGUACCAGUUAUACAAAACCCUCAGCCCAUCCAGCUCUUGGUCAUAGGUCAGCUGGCCAAUGUUUAAGUUGUUAGCAAUUGCUACACUCUGGUGCCAUCUCCCUGUCUCUUUUAGCUGUAUAUUCAUGACGACUUUUUACAGACAGACUUAGCUUAUUUAUUCCUUUAGAAACUAGCCCAGUGGUGAAUUGUUUGGAGGUCAGAUGCUAGAGGUUGGACCAUCAGAGCUACAUAGACUUCUUUUACAGCUUUUUAUGGGAAUCAAACUGUGGUUUUUCCUAUUGUUUCCUGUUGCAAAACUAAAGCUUAGGGGAACACUUUAUACUGGUUGGCACAAAUAUCAAGUCUAAAAAUUUUUAGAAAAUGUCAUGAAAAUUUACUAGCUCAUGUACUAAAUCAGCUCAUCCAGUCUUUAUCUGAAGAGAAAGAUAACGAAAAAACAAUGCUAUUUUAUUCACUCUGGGCCAGUGGUGAGUAUAAUUCUGCAAGGAUGAAUUCUAAUAAUAAGUUGAUAUAUACUUAAUUGAGGUAUUUAAUUGCAAAUUAAGUCCUACAUACAUUUAAAUUCAUAAUAGUCUAUAAGUACUUAUGCCUGUCAAGCCAGAGGGUAGGUUAAACAAUGAUUACUUUUGAACUCAGUUGCAUUUGCCAAGUGAAUUUCAGGACCAUGGAAUGACUACGCAGUUAUAUGGAAAUUGCUUAGUUAACCCUAUGCACUUAACAUGCAAGUAAAGGAGACAUGUGUUAUACUAUUACCCUGUCAUUAAAGCCAAAUUUUAUUAUGAAACCUAUCACAACUGAAGCUAAAAUAGAACAUAAAAUCUCCUUGUACAUCAUGAGUUGCCUAUGUUAAAAAUGAAGAGAUUGCCAUACAAGAAUUCAUGUAGGCAGGCAUCAAGAAAUUUCUUCUGAAAGAAAAAGCUUACACUGAAACAUACUACAAAGAACAGACCAUUUGCACAGAGGAGUGCAACCAUGAUGUUUUUGCCUUUUGAAUACUAUACCAUUUUCAUCUUCUCUCACAAGACUUUUCUACUUAUGCAUAUAGACACCCACUUCAAAUAAUGUCUAUUACACUUAAGCCAUAGACUUAAGACCACUUGUCUUGUAGGUCUCUAGCCCAACUCAUUACACAGAAAUAAUUUAGAGUGAUGACGGAUUAAUUCUGUCUCAACUGCUGACAAAGGCUUACUAGGACCACACAAGUCAUUUCUAAAGGGAAUAAUGUCUCAUAGUGUCAUGAGAAAGAUAAAAUGAAUCCAUGUCUCACUGGAUGAUGACUUGCAAGGAGUAACUUAGCAAUUUACCCCUCAUGUAUAUUUAAAAACAGCUUCUAAAAUGGACUUAAUUUUGAGGGGACACACACAUAGCAUAUCUGCAGGAUUUGAAGAAAAGUUAUUUAAAAUAUGUCAUGGGCUAUUUUAUAAAAUGUAUAAAAACAUCAGCAAUUUAAUAUUCAAAAUGAAAACUGACAAACCAGAAAAUUAGAAACCAUUUGAUAAAUUGUCAAAAGUUCAACUUUUCUGUCUUAAGUUUAUUGCUGAAAAUAUACAUAUGAAGUGACAGGGUGGGGGCAAGCAGGAUAAUUACAUAUUCCCAGCAUCUAAUUUGGGAAGGAAGAAGUCUGACUAUAUCUUCUCUAUUCUCCCUAAUUUGUGUCCAGCCAAUACCAGAACUGUGAAGUGUUUGUUUGUUUUUUUUAAAUGGAUACAUAUUCUAAACUGAAUUGUUGCCUGAGCCAAUAGCUUUCCUGUUCCUUGCUAGGCUCAUUCAAUGACAGCUUUCCCCAGCCCAAACAGCACUGUUUAAAAAGGGAUUUUUCCAUCUCUACUUUCUAACUUUCAGUAAAUCCAGUUGCAAACACUCCUUCAACAGACAUUUGGCUGUCUUCUGUCAGGAAGGAGAUGGGGGUGGCUAGGUUCAGAAAGAGUAUUAUCUUCAUUGAAACCAAAGUUUUCUUCCCAAGCCCUUGUGCAGAAAUUGAAACUCAGGAUGAGUUCUGGUGGAAUAAUAAUUUUGCAGAGUAAUAACGGCAGAAGUCUCUGCUUUUUAGUGGGAGGUGGAAGAGUACUGGGACUCUUCAGCAGUAACAUUAUGGUGCCAUGUUACAGCUUUAUAGAUGUAACUGCAAUUUGCAAAAUAAAAAAAAAUCUUCACUUGCAUUAUUUAGACAAUAAUACACAACAAUCUGACUUUCUGGGUGGUUACAGCAUAGAAAAUUGAUUCAUUGCCCCAGAAAUACCAGUGUUUUCUAGAGGACUAGGAGACAACCAGGAAGUCUGGAGUUUAAAAACAAGGCCACUGACCCACUGUGUAACCUUGGGCAAGUCAUUUGUUUUCUCAGACUCAGUUUCCCAGAUGAAAAAUUAAGAUAAGCCUGCUUGACUGUUUCACUGGAGUUCUGUGAGGACUGAUGCCUUUUACCACACUUUGAAGGUGAAAAGCACUGUAGACAUGCAAAGUACUAGGAGGUAAUUUUCUAGAACUAUAGAUUAUAGUUCAUAAUUAGUGUUACACAUUUUAUAUGCUGUAAAAGGCAGAUGGGCUGAACUGUAAAUUUGCUGAGCAUUACUGACAGGCCUAGAACACUAUUUGCUGACAGCCACUCAAGAAGUCCUACUCCCUUCUAGAAAUUUUCCUCCAGUAACCAGUAAAAGUCUUUUAAAAGUUCCUAUAAUCACUAACAACAGUAUCAGCUGUUUCCUUUACUGCUUUUUCAAAUUCGAAGGAAAACUAGUGUAAUUUAAUUACAAAAAAUAUGGACCUGAUCCCACAGCAUAAUCAUAUCAGCUUGCACAAAGUGAAUGUAAAAUGCUACCAAAUCAGAAUGGCAUUCUUUUGCAGGGGCUUACAUGACUACAUAAGGUGCUAGGCAGUGUGGGAUCAUGCCCCUUGCCACUAACGAGGUUAUUGAUACUUUAUUAUACUCCAGACACUGGCAGCCUGAUUCAACUCCCAGUGAAAUCAAUAGGAUUGUUAUAAUUGACUUCACUGUGAGAUGGAUCAGAUCCCUAAACAUGAAACCACUGUCUUGGCAAUCUGAUGAAGCAAACUAGGGCCCUGAUUCCACAAAGCACUUAAAUAUGGGCCUGACUUUAAGCAUGCGAAUAGUCAUCCAGAGACUUCUCACUAACUUAAAGUUGAGCUCAUGCUAGGUGUUUUGCUGAAUCAAGGCCUAGGACACAAGCAUCAGCUUCCCCAUUAAAAAGCCUUAUUAAUCAGAAAGUUUCAAGUUGUUGUAAGGCAAAUUCCACAAUUAAACAACUGGUUAACUUGGUUGCCAGACCAUGGUAAAAUUAACUCCCAACACAUCUUGGAGUCGUUGAACCACUGACUAACUAUUGUACUUGUAUGCACUAUCUAAAGGAAAGAAGGUGUAGGCUAAUGUUGGGACAGGUUUAGUUACUUUUUAAUCUUUUAAUGCCUUCUGAGGAAUGAGUAACACAGGCACAUUCUGGAUAUCUAGAAUGUCAAGAGAACAUUCAGAUUUCUGAAGGGAAAAGGUUAGAUAUAAGGUAGGUCCCUUUCUAAAGCCCAUGAAACUACUCAGAUAUGAUAGCUGGGAGAUGGAUUUUACUUCAUAUAACAAGACAAAUCAGAAGUGGUAUCACUUUUCUUCUCCUUCCUGGAAGUUCCUUCGUAUUGAUGAUAACCAUAUGACUCAUAGUAUUAAAAUACUGGGACACAGCACAAUCAGCUUAAGUAAUUCUAUCAUUCAACCCACACAACGUGUAAUUAUAAUUAGAAUGUGGUAGUACUGCCCAUAAUGUGCGCAGUGCUUGCCAAGCACAGAUGAAAAUAUAGAUCCUGUACUAAAGAGCAUUCAAUCUUAAAAAAACAUGCAGGAGGGACACCCUCUAAAUCAUUUCCUUUCCUCUCCCUACAAUGAUCAAAUGUCCUGGGUUUUAAGGGAAUGAGUCCAUAAGCAGGGGAAGGAACCGAGAGAAAUGUUUUCUUUGCAUUUAUUAUCUAUUCUGCGUUAUGUAAUUGCAGAAGUGCACCAUGUUCUCAUUUACAGUCUUGGGUUUCCAUGGAAGGCUGACGACUGGAAAUGAAACGUUCUUUAAGAAGCAGAACGUAAAUACUGGCCUGUUGAAAACUUUGCUUCAUGGAAGUUUAUUUGCUGUUGAGUUCAUGGUUCAGAAUUCAGUUGAGCAAUUCUGUAAAUACAAUACAGAUCAUUUUAAAUGAUUCUGAGCUCGUCACAAGGAAAAUCCAUAUUGAAGUUUUCCUAGUGCAUUCUGGGAACAGGGCAGUCAGGAAGCCUUCCAAAAGUAUAUUAAAAUCCACAGACCUUUCUUUUUCAGUGUAAUGCAGAUAUACCAUACACAUUAUAUUUCACUCUUUAAAAGCUGAGCCAUCAAGUUGCUUUAGUUCCUGUGAACUUUUUAAUUGCAGGUUGGUUUGAGGUUUUUUAAAUCCUCCAGUCUUAUCACAGGUUGGUUUCCUAACAGUGUGUAAGGAAAAUCAGUCAUGUCGAAUCAUCUCUGGCUAGCUCAGAGACAAGCAAACUGAGGCCACGUUGUCUGACCUCAUUUAUUUUAUCAUUAUUAAUACUUUACUUUCUUUUCACAUCCUUCUUAAAUCAUUUAUGAGUAAUCAACAACUGUCCCUCAGCUCAACAAGUAGAUGUAGAUACCUGUAUUAGACAUGGAACAUUACACCUUAGUUCUACUUAUGCGACACAGGUUACAUUGGAUUUGGAAGCAUUUCAGGCAAAUGGAUUCCUUCUCCUACUCCUUGGCUCUUCCUACCACAUAACUAGAGCCACCAGUAAAUAGCACACCUUGCUAUGAACAGCGAUAAGGGAACUUCCAAAACCAGUUUUAUCUUUGUGAACUGGGAGUGCGUUUACCUUUCAGACUUUAGUAAGAGAAUUAAACUGGAGUUUUAUUUGUAUAUUCCCUCUAACUUGUAUAUGAUGCACUUGUAUUAAUUUAUGCAGUUGUUUAGUUAUGAAUGUUCCAAGCUGGAUUGUAAGUCAUCAGUAUGUGCCUUGUCUUGUAAACUGUUAUUGUAAUAAAUUUAAUAUCAUAAUAAAUAA